Lathyrus oleraceus (garden pea) is the source of this 989-nucleotide messenger RNA. RefSeq lists its product as uncharacterized. NCBI's taxonomy places the organism in Eukaryota, Viridiplantae, Streptophyta, Magnoliopsida, Fabales, Fabaceae. The record is from RefSeq and is a predicted model, not a curated record. The transcript has 2 exons. The coding region runs from base 161 to 832 and encodes 223 amino acids.
CAUUCCUAAAACAGGUUAUUGUGUUGAUAUAAAAAACAUCAAAUUCUAGUCAAAUAAAGUUGCACUACAUUGCCAUCCUUUGUUGGAUUACAAACAAAAAAAUAAUUUAUAAUUGUGAUUGUGAAGGUGUUUUUGUUGUAGGGAAAUUAAUUAAGAAAAGAUGGCAAAGAUAAUAUUUGUUUUGGUGUUCGCAAUUGCGGUUGCGAUGCCGUUGCGUACCGUUAUGGGACAGGGAAACUGGCAGGAACUUAUGGGACAUGGAGAUUUGGCUGAGACUAUGGAUGAGGCUAAGAAGGCUCUUGGUGCUGCUAAUACUGCAGCAGCCGGUCAAGCCGCGUUUGACGAUUAUUUUGGUGGUGGUGGUGGUGGUGACGCUCUAGGUGGAGCCGGUGGAGCCGCUGAUACAGUUGAUGAUGAGGUUCCAGUUGAGGGUGCAUCUUUGGCUGAUUGGAUAGAUGAAAACGCUACAGAAGCAGCAGUUGCACAACCAUUGCCGGUGGAUUCACCAAUCGGUGCACCAGAAGAUUUACCAGCAGAGACACCAGAAGGGUCACAAACAUUCGAGGGCCUAUCACCAGGCCUAUCACCGGGAUAUGAACUCAAAUAUUCACCAUUCGGAUCACCAUCGGAUGAACCCAAAGUUAUACCCGAGGCACCAGAAGACGAUAACGACGAAGGCAUAGUUGACAAAAGAAUAGUGGGGGUUUCUCCAAUAGGGUCGCCAACGGAUGCACCUGAUGGAGCACCAUCAGAUGACGAUGACGACGUGGAUUCACCUGAUGGUGCACCGUCAUUCGCACCUGGAGUAUCUGGAUUCGAUGAUGAUAAUUGAAGCAAAGAAUAGUAACUUCAACAUCAAGUAAUUCUAAUAUCAAUGUUGAUUAUCAACAUACAGUUAAAUUCCCUUGAAAUGUUAAACCAAUUUGAGUAUGUAACAUAACAUAACACCUAUCAAUUUCCCUCCUUAACAAAAAUGUGGCUAUUUGUUA